Messenger RNA from Bubalus bubalis (water buffalo), 882 nucleotides. RefSeq names its product cyclin-dependent-like kinase 5. The record is from RefSeq and is a predicted model, not a curated record. Gene Ontology annotation, biological process: axonogenesis; protein phosphorylation; synaptic vesicle transport. Gene Ontology annotation, molecular function: cyclin-dependent protein serine/threonine kinase activity; ATP binding. Gene Ontology annotation, cellular component: cytoplasm; nucleus. The coding region runs from base 1 to 756 and encodes 251 amino acids. The transcript is spliced from 2 exons. NCBI's taxonomy places the organism in Eukaryota, Metazoa, Chordata, Mammalia, Artiodactyla, Bovidae.
AUGAAGGCAGGCUGUGAAUGUGUGCUAUCCUUCAAGAAAAUGGAAGAAGGUCCCAAAGGUUUUGAGUUCUGCGACCAGGACCUUAAGAAGUAUUUCGACAGCUACAAUGGUGACCUAGAUCCUGAAAUUGUGAAGUCAUUCCUCUUCCAGCUGCUGAAAGGCCUGGGCUUCUGUCACAGCCGAAACGUGCUGCACAGGGACCUGAAGCCUCAGAACCUGCUCAUCAACAGGAAUGGGGAGCUGAAACUGGCUGAUUUCGGUUUGGCUCGCACCUUUGGGAUCCCCGCUCGCUGUUACUCAGCUGAGGUCGUCACGCUGUGGUACCGCCCACCCGAUGUCCUCUUUGGGGCCAAGCUGUACUCCACGUCCAUCGACAUGUGGUCAGCCGGCUGCAUCUUCACAGAGCUGGCCAACGCUGGGCGGCUCCUCUUUCCUGGCAAUGAUGUAGACGACCAGCUGAAGAGGAUCUUCCGACUCCUGGGCACGCCAACCGAGGAGCAGUGGCCCGCCAUGACCAAGCUGCCAGACUAUAAGCCCUACCCGAUGUACCCGGCCACAACGUCCCUGGUGAACGUCGUGCCCAAGCUCAACGCCACAGGGAGGGACCUGCUGCAGAACCUGCUCAAGUGUAACCCGGUCCAGUGCAUCUCGGCGGAGGAGGCCCUGCAGCAUCCCUACUUCUCCGACUUCUGCCCCCCUCUAGGCUCCAGGGCUGGGGGCCUGGCCCACUUGACGCCCCCUCUGGGGAGGGGGUGAAAGGCAGGGAUGCGCUGUGUGCCGAGCUCCAGCUGUGCUGGGCCGGUCAGGGUGGAGGUGCCCUCACCCGUGGUCUUCACUCCCUCCGUGGACUUUAUUUAAUUUCAUAAAUUGGCUCCUUUCCCA